Molecule: messenger RNA, 366 nt
Organism: Miscanthus lutarioriparius
Lineage: Eukaryota; Viridiplantae; Streptophyta; Magnoliopsida; Poales; Poaceae
Source: the annotation of a GenBank genome assembly
AUGGCGCCUCCCAUGCCUCCCCUCUCACUCUCAGCAUCACAAAGCACAACCACCAUUCUGAAGAUUUUUCCAAAACCUCCUGCUCCGGAGAGCAGCAACAACAAUUUUGCAUUUGGGGCCAAAUUCGACAAUAGGAGGGCACUUCUAUGCGGCUUGGUCGCUGCUGCUGCUGGCACCAUGCUGGGCCCUGACAUCGCUGGUGCUGCUUCCAAGAGGCGGCCUCCACCACCAGGGCCAGCAGAAGAGAAGAAAGACCCUAAUGUUAGCGGUGUGCAGGCUAAAGUGCUUGCCAGCAGGAAGAGGAAGGAGGCCAUGAAGGAAGCUGUGGCCAAGCUGAGGGAGAAAGGUAAGCCAGUCGAUAAGUGA